This is a messenger RNA of Branchiostoma belcheri (Belcher's lancelet), 1162 nucleotides long. Its product is annotated as zinc finger protein 525-like. Gene Ontology annotation, biological process: regulation of transcription by RNA polymerase II. The coding region runs from base 104 to 886 and encodes 260 amino acids. Gene Ontology annotation, molecular function: RNA polymerase II transcription regulatory region sequence-specific DNA binding; DNA-binding transcription factor activity, RNA polymerase II-specific. The transcript has a single exon. Gene Ontology annotation, cellular component: nucleus. Lineage: Eukaryota; Metazoa; Chordata; Leptocardii; Amphioxiformes; Branchiostomatidae. The record is from RefSeq and is a predicted model, not a curated record.
UCCCACCGGGGUUUCCCAGGUCAACUGCGACAGCAAAACUAGCAAUGCUGACAAGAUUUUAGUACAAAAUGUGAAAUUGAAUAACGUUGGUGAGAAACCCUACAUGUGUGGGGAGUGUGGAUACAGGGCGACUUGGUGGUCAGAGUUAUCCCGACAUAUGAGAACCCAUACAGGAGAAAAACCCUACAAGUGUGACCAGUGUGACUAUGCUGCAACACACAAGGCAACUUUGGACCGGCAUUUAGCAAUACACACCGGUGAGAAACCCUACAUGUGUGGGGAGUGUGGAUACAGGGCAACUCAGAAGUCUACCUUAUCCCGACACAUGAGAACCCAUACAGGAGAAAAACCCUACAAAUGUGACCAGUGUGACUAUUCUGCAACAUUAAAAUGCACCUUGGACACACAUCUAUUAAAACACACCGGUGAGAAACCCUACAUGUGUGGGGAGUGUGGAUACAGGUCAGCUAAAAAGUCUGACGUUUCCCAACAUAUGAGAGGCCAUACAGGAGAAAAACCCUACAAGUGUGACCAGUGUGACUUUUCUACUGCACGGAAAUCUACUUUGAACAAACAUCUAGCAACACACGAUGGAGUGGACCACUACAUUUGUGGGGAGUGUGGGUACCGGACAACCAACAGAUCUGCCUUAUCCCAACACAUGCGAAUCCAUAAAACUUAUAAAAGAGAAAAACCUUGCAUGUGCCAUCUAUGUAACAACUCUGCAGCUAGACAGUCCGAACUGUCUGCACAUUUUAUAGAUCAAUCAAAUUUGAUAAAUCACGAGAAAGAAGCUGAAUCUACUUGUGUGAGAAAUGUACAACCAAGAAAUUUGUCUCCUUGUAGCAAGAAAGUCAAAAUGGAAGAAGAACCUUUCCAGGAGUGACCAUGUUAGCUGUAGUGUUAGUCUGUACCUGGGCCUGAAAACUACACCCUAGUAAACAAAUUUGCACCAGAAUCGGACAUAUUCAGGCAUAUUAUCAUUUUUACUGCAAAAUAUGUGCCCAAGGAAACCCUAUGUGAAAUCGCACCAAAUACUAGUACGGUAUAUGUAGCUUUUGCACCUGGGAUACGUUUAGUACAUAAGAUUUGAUUUGAUGUAUUGAAAUAUGAUUUGAUUUGAUUUAUUGAAAUUGCAACAGUGCAAUACAUGCGGAACAGA